GUUCACUCAGCAUUAGGCAGGAAGACAACACUGAGCACGGCAUGCAGGAGAAGUAUUGAGCAGGGACGAUGGCAAUAAUCCGGUUGAGGAGAAGCUUUUUACGGGCCAUCUUACUUCAUGAAGAAGAUGAUGUGUUUACUAGUUGCUCACCACCAGAGACGGUGUCGUCGUCAGGCCACGGCCGCUCCGAGUCUCCGGUCUACACCAACCUGCAGGAGCUGAAGAUCACCCAGAGCAGCCUCCCCCCCGCCCCCUCCAGCUCCCCCCUCCACGUGCUGGGAGACUGGGAGACCUACAAGGACCAGAACGGCCGCCACUUCUACUACAACCGCUCCACCCAGGAGAGGACCUGGAAGCCCCCCCGAGCCAGAGAGCCGAGCACCGGGAGCUCCAGAGGAGAGAGCCUGAGCGCCGGAGAGAGCUCCGAGACCACUCCCCUCUCGCUCUCGCCGUCUUUCCUUCCCUUCCUGUCGCUCUCCAUCGGUCGGCUGCAGCCUCUGUCAUCGGAGGACUUCAGUACCUACUCUAGCCAAUCAGACAGUCAGUAUGGCUCGCCGCCGCGUGGUUGGUCGGAGGAGAUGGACGAGCACGGCCACACGCUGUAUGUCAGCGACCAUACCAACGAGAAGUGGUUAAAACACGUGGAUGAGCAGGGCCGACCGUAUUACUACAGUGCCGACGGGUCGCGGUCAGAAUGGGAGCUGCCGAAGUUGAACCACUCCCUCCCCCUGCCUGGAGACGCUCCCAAGAGUCGGAGUCUGGACCGGAGAAGCGUCGAGCCCAUCGUCCUCACCAAGUGGAGACACAGCACCUACGUCCAAGACCCCAACGACAAGCGGCUGAUAAAAACCCGGCGUUUCCGCGCAGGCUCUGCCCGCCAACACCCGUACAAACACCAAGACGCUCCUCUGAGCCCAAAGCCCUCCACUCCAGACUCUGACUCCUGCCCUUCGUCUCCCAAGCCCCCCUCCAGCCCUCUGAUAAAGUGCGGCGUUCUGAAUGUGACAAAGAUCACCGAGCACGGCAAGAAAGUACGGAAGAACUGGACUUCCUCCUGGACGGUGCUGCAAGGAUCCUCGCUGCUGUUCACCAAAAACCAAGGAGGCGGGACCAGCUGGUUCGGAGGCGGUCAGUCUACGCCAGAGUUCACUGUGGACCUGAGGGGGGGCUCGGUGGAGUGGGCCUCCAAGGACAAAUCCAGCAAGAAGCACGUUAUAGAGGUGAAGACUCGGCGGGGCACCGAGCUGCUGAUGCAGUCGGAUAACGACGGGCUCAUGAGCGACUGGUACCGAGCGCUGCUGGACACCAUCAGCACCCAUGAGUCUGAUGAGGCCAUUGAAGAGGACAUGCUGGAGUUGCCCGGUGCAGAGAAAGAACAGAGAGACUCAAAGAAAGGCCGAGCCAUGAAGACGUCCAGCAGCAUGGACGCCUCGGACAACAAGAAGACGAGACACAAGCUGAAGAAGUUCCUGACGCGCCGGCCCACUCUGCAGGCCGUCAGAGACAAGGGAUACAUCGAAGAUCAGGUGUUCGGCUGCAGUCUGUCCACUUUGUGUCAAAGAGAGAACGGCUCCGUGCCAAUCUUUGUCACGAUGUGCAUCGACCACGUGGAGGACAAUGGUCUGUGUGUAGACGGGCUGUACAGAGUCAGUGGGAACCUGGCUAUCAUACAGAAACUACGCUUUGCUAUCAAUCAUGAUGAGAGGGUGAACCUGUCAGACUCCAAGUGGGAGGACUUCCAUGUGAUCACUGGAGCGUUGAAGAUGUACUUCAGAGAGCUGCCGGAGCCUCUCUUCACCUACGCUCUCUUCCACGACUUCAUCAGCGCAAUCAAGAGUCCAGACUACAAGCAGCGGGUUCAGUCCAUUAAAGAUCUGGUCCGACAGCUUCCCGUCUGCAACCACGACACCAUGCAGACUCUCUUCAAGCACCUCAGGAAGGUGAUCGAGCACGGCGAGGAGAACCGUAUGACCACUCAGAGCGUGGCCAUCGUGUACGGCCCCACGCUGCUGCGCCCCGAACAGGAGACGUGGAACAUCGCGGUCCACAUGGUGUACCAGAACCAGAUCGUGGAGCUCAUACUGCUGGAGUACGAGAACAUUUUCGGCAGGUAGAGAGAGACGCUGGAGGACGAGCCUCUUGUUUUUCUCUCUCACUCUCCCAACGCAGAGCUCUUCCUAACCCAGCGUGGCCCUGCCGAACACAGCCUGGCUCGGCUCGGCUCGGCUCAGCUUCUCUUCCUCUCAAAUUGUAGUCACUGGCUUUCUCCUCUCGUACAACCUCCGGACCAAAGCUACGCAAAUGUGUCAUAAACCAAACCAUAGAUGUAUCGAACUAGCGACCAAGAAACAGGUUUGCACUUUUCAGUAUCUCAUGUUCUCCUGCAGCUGCGUUUGUGCCACUUUACUGCAAUAGUUGGCGUCCAAAUGUCCGACACUGGAUUCCUAAUACAGGGCCAUAAACGCCUCGUCUACUGCACAGAGACCAAAGCAUCAGUUGGCUGGAAGUAAGAAGGAGGCGUCAGUAUUGGAGGUUGGAGACCGGACUGUAUUGUAUAACCUGUCACCACUCCUGUAAGAACCACACUGGGGAACCAAGAGA
Messenger RNA from Gymnodraco acuticeps, 2601 nucleotides. RefSeq names its product rho GTPase-activating protein 12-like. Gene Ontology annotation, cellular component: cytoplasm. Gene Ontology annotation, biological process: regulation of GTPase activity; signal transduction. Gene Ontology annotation, molecular function: protein binding. NCBI's taxonomy places the organism in Eukaryota, Metazoa, Chordata, Actinopteri, Perciformes, Bathydraconidae. The record is from RefSeq and is a predicted model, not a curated record. The coding region runs from base 69 to 2114 and encodes 681 amino acids. The transcript has 18 exons.